Drosophila innubila is the source of this 402-nucleotide messenger RNA. RefSeq names its product V-type proton ATPase subunit e (gene VhaM9.7-d). NCBI's taxonomy places the organism in Eukaryota, Metazoa, Arthropoda, Insecta, Diptera, Drosophilidae. Gene Ontology annotation, biological process: proton transmembrane transport. The coding region runs from base 8 to 265 and encodes 85 amino acids. The transcript has a single exon. Gene Ontology annotation, molecular function: proton-transporting ATPase activity, rotational mechanism. Gene Ontology annotation, cellular component: proton-transporting V-type ATPase, V0 domain; plasma membrane proton-transporting V-type ATPase complex. The record is from RefSeq and is a predicted model, not a curated record.
AAAAGAAAUGAACAAGGAUAUAGUUUUUAUAGUCCUCACCUCGUUCUGGUUCCUGUUCGGCUUAAUCGGCUGCCUGGCGGCAAAGCACUUCAAGGAGCGAGGAGUCAUCAGGUGUUGCAUCAUCCUCUCGGCUGUCUGCUGCUGGCUGCUCUGGGUAGUCACGUUUCUGAUGCAGCUCAACCCGCUGAUUGGGCCAAGGGUUAAUCAAAGAGUUAUCUACGGAAUGAUGUCCUACUGGAAGAACUCCUACAUGCAAGAUGAAUAGAAUAAAUAGUCGUCACAUCUCCUCUAUGGCCAGGCUAGAAUCAAUAUGUAUAAACGGAUUACAAUGAUGAUUUACUGUGCCAUUUACCUUGAUUAAUUAUUUUUUUAAAUCUCUAGUAAAUUGUUAAAUAUUUGUAC